AUGUCAUUCAUCUCAAGGAUGAAGAAUGAGAAUCGUCAGGUGCUGAUAAUGUAUGGGUCACAAACGGGUACUGCGGAAGAGUUGUCAGGACGAUUAGCAAAAGAUGUGUCACGUUAUUCUAAAAAGGUAUUGCUCAAUGAUCCAUAUUAA
This is a messenger RNA of Cooperia oncophora, 150 nucleotides long. The record is from the annotation of a GenBank genome assembly. NCBI's taxonomy places the organism in Eukaryota, Metazoa, Nematoda, Chromadorea, Rhabditida, Trichostrongylidae.